This is a messenger RNA of Pongo pygmaeus (Bornean orangutan), 1415 nucleotides long. It is a transcript of the gene SERPINE3, whose product is annotated as serpin family E member 3. The transcript is spliced from 7 exons. The record is from RefSeq and is a predicted model, not a curated record. Gene Ontology annotation, molecular function: serine-type endopeptidase inhibitor activity. The coding region runs from base 1 to 1275 and encodes 424 amino acids. NCBI's taxonomy places the organism in Eukaryota, Metazoa, Chordata, Mammalia, Primates, Hominidae. Gene Ontology annotation, biological process: negative regulation of endopeptidase activity.
AUGCUGCCUUUCCUGAUCACCUUCUUCCUCCUUCACUCUUGCUUCCUCCGAGCAAAUGGCCACCUCCGUGAAGGAAUGACAUUGCUGAAGACUGAGUUUGCACUUCGUCUCUACCAGAGCGUGGCUGCAUGUAGAAAUGAGACGAACUUUGUCAUCUCUCCUGCUGGUGUGUCCCUCCCCCUGGAGAUCUUGCAGUUUGGAGCAGAAGGGAGCACUGGCCAGCAGCUGGCAGAUGCCCUGGGGUACACCGUCCAUGACAAAAGGGUGAAAGAUUUCUUGCAUGCUGUUUAUGCCACACUACCCACCUCCAGCCAAGGCGCCGAGAUGGAGCUGGCCUGCAACCUUUUUGUGCAAGUGGGAACACCGCUGUCCCCCUGCUUUGUGGAGCAGGUCUCCUCGUGGGCUAACAGCAGCCUGGAACCAGCCGACCUCAGUGAGCCCAAUAGCACUGCCAUCCAGACUAGCGAAGGGGCCUCCAGACAGACUGCAGGUGAGGGCCCCAGUGAGGGCCCUGGUGGCUGGCUGUGGGAGCAAGUCAGUGCAGCAUUUGCUCAGCUUGUGCUUGUGAGCACCAUGUCCUUCCAAGGCACUUGGCGGAAGAGAUUCUCCUCCACAGACACGCAGAUCCUGCCUUUCACCUGUGCCCAUGGCCUCAUCCUUCAGGUCCCCAUGAUGCACCAAAUGGCCGAGGUCAACUACGGUCAGUUCCAGGACACUGCAGGCCAUCAGGUGGGGGUGCUGGAGCUUCCUUACCUGGGAAGUGCAGUGAGUCUGUUCCUGGUGCUGCCCCGUGACAAAGACACCCCACUGAGUCACAUCGAGCCACACCUCACAGCCAGCACCAUCCACCUCUGGACCACCAGCCUGAGGAGAGCCAGGAUGGAUGUGUUCCUGCCCAGGUUUAGGAUCCAAAAUCAAUUCAACUUAAAAAGCAUUUUAAAUUCUUGGGGAGUCACCGAUCUUUUUGAUCCACUCAAAGCUAACUUGAAAGGAAUUUCAGGCCAAGAUGGCUUUUAUGUUUCUGAAGCAAUCCACAAGGCCAAGAUUGAAGUUUUGGAGGAAGGCACCAAGGCAUCUGGAGCCACAGCUCUGUUGUUAUUGAAAAGGUCUCGGAUUCCUAUUUUUAAAGCAGAUCGGCCAUUCAUCUAUUUCCUGAGAGAACCUAACACAGGUAUUACAGUAUUUUUUGACAGGAUUCAGAUAAUUUAUCAGUGUCUCUCUAGCAACAAGGGCUCAUUUGUCCACUAUCCCCUCAAAAAUAACCAUUCUUUCUAGCUGUUUUUACGGUGCUUCAAAAGCUUCCCAGUUGCUGUCUUGUAUCCUAAAAAAGGGGAAUAUUUCAUAAGUACAAAGGAAACUUAUCCUCCAUGUUUUUUACCUUCUCAUUCUCUCAGCUCAUAUAUAGUUAAUGUAGA